This is a messenger RNA of Brassica napus (rape), 1124 nucleotides long. RefSeq names its product protein SUPPRESSOR OF NIM1 1-like. The transcript has a single exon. Lineage: Eukaryota; Viridiplantae; Streptophyta; Magnoliopsida; Brassicales; Brassicaceae. Gene Ontology annotation, molecular function: protein binding. The record is from RefSeq and is a predicted model, not a curated record. The coding region runs from base 1 to 969 and encodes 322 amino acids.
AUGGAUCUGCAUGUUAGCCUUCCGUGGGAACUAGAGGGAGAAAUACUCUCUCGUCUUCCACCUCAGUCUCUUGUUCGGUUCAGAACCUUGUCUAAGAGAUGGGAUUCUCUUUUCAACGACAAGAGUUUUAUCAACAACCACUUGUCUCUCUCCCGUCCCCAGUUCAUCUUUCUGACCAAAUCAAAGAUUUAUUCAAUAGACAUCAUCGAUCAAAGGGUAACUUUGCGUGGGCUACACUCUUCUUGUAGGGAUUCAAAUUUGCAAUACAGAAGAAUCACUACUUGCGAUGAACUCUUGUUCUGUAAAUAUCCUCCAUUCCAUUCGAAGAUGGAGACAGCGCUCUGGUCUCCAUGGUUGAGACAGGCUAACUUGAUAAAGUUGUCCGUGGGCAAAGAGUUCAAUGUUUUCGGCUUAGGAUACGACAACAGUGGACCCCAAAAGGUUCACAAGCUUUUACUGUACCACCCACCCCAGGUAGCUGCGAUCUACGAGUGUGCUUCUCACGUGUUGAGGUACAUUAAUGCACCUUACGAGGUACACAUGCCUGAAAUAGAUAGACGGUCACAUGUGUCCUUGUAUGGAAAUUUGUAUUGGAUUGAUUCCAACCUCCAGACUAGUGAGUAUUUCAUCCAAAGCUUUGAUUUCACUAGGGAGAUUUUCAAACCCUUUUGUCUCCUUCCCUUACAAGAUAACAAUUGUCUCAAUGAACUUCGCCUUGCGGUUUGGAAAGGAGAUCGGUUUUCGUUUCAACACUUUUUAACAAGGAAGAUUGAAAUUCGGGUAACUAAUAAGAAUAAGAUUGAUGAUACAGAGGAAGUGGUGUGGGUAAACUUGAUGACCUUAACAGCAACUAACUUGCCAAAUUUGUUUCACAAGAAGUAUGGCGUUAGUUACUUCAUCUAUGACAAUACCCUAUUCAUGUGUUGUAGCGACGAUAAAGAUAGACAUCCUUGCAUCUAUAUUGUGUAGGGAGAUGUGUGCAAGAAGAUUCAGAUAGGGUAUGGCAAGGUCGAUUGGUUUUCUCACUGUGCCUAUGUUCCAAAUUUGAUUCCUUUAGAAUUUCAGAUUUGAGUGAAUUGUUGCAACUCUAGUAUUAUCAGUUAUUCUUUUUAGUUGUUGCUUGU